GUCAAAACCAAUCCCAACAGCUCAGACAGUCUUUAUAAAAAUGACUGGCCUUACACAAUAUCUCAUUGUUCUCCUCUAUGCUCCUCUCCUAAUAACCUCCCAGCGUCACAAACAAGUUACAGUGGAACUUUCUGUUCUGCCCGAGAAACCCGUUAUUGGUGAAGACACAUUGAAGGUUCGCUGCCAAGGUUUGGUCAAUUCUUUCCCAGACAACAUCAACAUUUACAGCAUCUUAUUCUUUGCUGCCAAUGCUAAAAAUGGUGAACGGACUCUUUUGGUGAACAUUGAGAAGAACCAAACCACAUGGAUUGACCAACAGCUUCAACAUCAUGCGGAAAUAUCCCGUCCGAGUGAUGACAAUACAGUUGUUGAGUUACUAAUGGCACCAGCUCUAUGUUCUGACCAGAGAGUUUAUUCCUGUUCUAUGCAGACGUCUUAUGGAACUUUUCAGUCACAGACAGAAAAUACUAUUUUGAAAGGUCUUGGAAUCAAGAAUACAACAUAUCCAGCUGAAAAUGCCAACACCGUUUCUUAUGCUGCAAUUUUUGUUGGGUCUGUUAUUGGUUUUAUAGCCAUUAUAGUUCUUCUGACAACUGGAAUAUAUUAUGGUGUUCAGUAUAAACAAGUGGUUUUGGAAUAUUUCCAGAGAAUCUGUCCUUGGCUAUGGAAAGAUGUAAAAGACACGGACAGUGUCACAGAUAUAAGAGAGGACCAACCAAGCCCACACAGCCAGGAAGACCAGGUUGACUCCAGAUUUUCCUCACCAAUUUUAUCAGAGUCAGAAAUUUGCCAACAUGACUUCAUUGUGAAACAAAACAAUAAGGAAUUUAUUAUCCAUUUUCCUGCUAAUCAACAGUCUCGGAGCACCAACGUGUAAAGGACAAACUCAUUUCUAAGACUGUCACAAAUUUUACACAAGAACAAGAAUAACAAGAAUCAAGUUGAGACAAAGAAAUGAAUGUGAACCAUCGUUUUUGUAUUUGUAUUGCAAGAAUUUUUAUGUGAAAUCAUCAUCAUCAUCAUCAUUUAGCAUCCAUCUUCCAUGCUGGCAUGAGUUGGACGGUUUGACAGAGUCGGCCAGGUAGAAAACUACUUCACACUACUGUGUCUAUUUUGGCAGGGUUUAAAUUGAUGUUCUAUCUUGGGAGGGUCAUACUGUCAAUGAAAGACACACACUGGUUAUGUUUCACUUCAGUUAUAUUACCAAUCAGGCAGCAUUUUAUCCAAAAUGAUAACAUUUUUGCCAACUCACUUAAUAAAUAAUAGUAACUAUUUCUAAUAUAGACACAAAACCUAAAAUUUUUAAAGGGAGCAAGUUAGUUGAUACCAUUGACCCAAGUACUUGACUGGCACUUUAUUUUAUUGACCCUAAGAAUGGAUGACUGGUAAAGUUGACCUGAGCAGGGUUUGAACUCCUACUGUAAAGAGAAAGAAGAAAUACAGCAAGGCCAUUUUUCUGAUGUUUUCGCAAUUCUGCAAGCCUGCUGCCUUAAUAAUAAUUCCUUCUAAUUUUGGUACAAGGCCAUCAGUUUUGAG
Octopus sinensis (East Asian common octopus) is the source of this 1536-nucleotide messenger RNA. RefSeq lists its product as uncharacterized. The coding region runs from base 41 to 877 and encodes 278 amino acids. Lineage: Eukaryota; Metazoa; Mollusca; Cephalopoda; Octopoda; Octopodidae. The transcript has 7 exons. The record is from RefSeq and is a predicted model, not a curated record.